Molecule: messenger RNA, 675 nt
Organism: Encephalitozoon hellem ATCC 50504
Lineage: Eukaryota; Fungi; Microsporidia; Unikaryonidae
Exons: 1
Coding region: 1-675 (224 amino acids)
Source: RefSeq, a predicted model, not a curated record
AUGAGGAUUUCACUGAAGGACGAGAAGUUCUUCAGGAGCAUGCUGGGUAUAUUUGUCAAUAGGGGAGACAUCACAUUUGGGAUAAGACAAGGAGCGGUGUGUGCUUUCUCAUAUGGGCAGAGCAACUUUUAUCUGACGAUGAGUGAUGACGUGAUCACGAUUGAUGGGGACAACUUGACAUUUACUGUAAGAGCAAGGCAUUUACUCGAGGGCAUGGACGGUUUGAACAAAUUUGAUCUUGUUAUUGAGGAAGAGGUUAGGCUUAUUGAUGGGGGAAAUACUAUAUUCAUUCCCUUUGUAACUACAAUAGAAGAAGAAUAUGAAGAGCCUGACGUAUCUAUUUCGAAGCUUAUUGUAAGCUCUGAGAGCCUAGAGGCGUUUGGAAUAUUGAAGGGGAUAGUAACAUAUGAGGUUGAAGACGAUAAGCUAUUUAUUAGAAGAGCUGCAGCUGAUAUGCUUGAGGAGGUUGAGUUUUUUGCGGUUGACUUCAUUGUGGCAGGAGAUAUGCAGUUCAGAUGCAACAACAAGUGGACAGAGAUUCUAACGGGAAUCAAGGGAUAUAUUGACAGAGUAAUGCUUACGUUUAGCUCGGAUACCUUGUGUGUCCAGUUUCUAUUCAAAAGGAGCUCCAAGAGCUAUCUCGAACUAAGGAUUUUGCGGUCCCUUGCAGAGUGA